GCGGGGCUUAACUCGGUGGGCGGAACUACGACCUGAGAAGACUCUUAACUGGAUCUGUCCCUCCCGGAACUUCCUGUAUCCUGGGCGUGCAGAUGGCGUCACCUGCAACUUGAGCGGCCGCACGAGGGUACCCAAGGUCUGACAAUGGCCAAGAACAAACUAAGAGGACCUAAGUCCAGGAAUGUAUUUCACAUAGCCAGCCAGAAAAACUUUAAGGCUAAAAACAAAGCAAAACCAGUUAUGACUAAUCUGAAGAAGAUAAACAUUGUGAAUGAUGAAAAAGUUAAUAGAGUGAAUAAAGCUUUUGUAGAUAUACAAAAGGAACUUCUACAUUUCUCAAAAGGCCUUUCUCUUGAACCUCUGCAGAAACAGCUGACUCCUCAGCAGUGUCAUGAAAAUGAACCAGUUAAUGUUGAUGAAGCUACAAGAUUAAUGGCUCAGUUGUAAUACACUGGUGAUGCAUCAAAUUCCCAAGAAAAACCCAAACAAAUAAAUUAAAUGUUUUAU
Talpa occidentalis (Iberian mole) is the source of this 507-nucleotide messenger RNA. It is a transcript of the gene RBIS, whose product is annotated as ribosomal biogenesis factor. Gene Ontology annotation, biological process: ribosome biogenesis. The coding region runs from base 145 to 447 and encodes 100 amino acids. The record is from RefSeq and is a predicted model, not a curated record. Lineage: Eukaryota; Metazoa; Chordata; Mammalia; Eulipotyphla; Talpidae. The transcript is spliced from 4 exons. Gene Ontology annotation, cellular component: nucleolus.